Hymenoscyphus albidus is the source of this 1239-nucleotide messenger RNA. The record is from the annotation of a GenBank genome assembly. NCBI's taxonomy places the organism in Eukaryota, Fungi, Ascomycota, Leotiomycetes, Helotiales, Helotiaceae.
AUGAACAAACCUCUCAUGCGAAUUCCCUACACAGGGCCCCUUCCACCCCCAUCUAUCAUCCCACGGAACGCAAAUACCCUCCCAGGCGCCAUCGCCGCACUCUCGCGGUUCCUCACAGCCCCGCCAUCCCCCUCCCUCCAAAACUCACCUAAUUCAAAGAACUAUGACCCCGAGUCAACAGUCGUUUUGUCAGGCGCAGGAAUCUCCGUCGCCUCAGGACUAGCAGACUAUCGCGGCACAAAAGGAACUUACAUAGUAAACAAAACCUACCGACCAAUCUACUACCACGAAUUCCUCGCCUCGCAUGCAGCGCGGCAACGAUAUUGGGCGCGCAGUUUCCUGGGAUGGACGAAUCUACAUCGCGCCUCACCGAAUGUGACGCAUUACGCGAUUAAGACUUUGGGGGGUAUGGGGAUUGUGCGGAGUGUGGUGACGCAGAAUGUGGAUUCCUUCCAUGGGAUUGCGCAUCCUGAGAUUUCUACGCUGGAGCUGCAUGGCUAUCUGAGGGCCGUGAGAUGUGUUUCUUGUCAGAGUGAUUUGGAUAGGGAGGAGUUUCAGGAGAAGUUGGGACGGCUGAAUCCUGCGUGGGCGGCUUUCCUGGUGGAAGCUAUAAAAUCAGGUGCGUUGGAGACUGAAACCCCGGACAAGCGACGCGCGAGGGGCAUGAAGACCAAUCCAGAUGGAGAUGUGGAUUUGCCUGGUGCCCCCUAUUCGACGUUUCGGUAUCCGGCUUGUCCUCGAUGUUUGGCCAAGCCACCGGUUGCUGGGGAUGGGACGAGGACGGUGGUGGAUAUUGAUGGGGAUGGAGGGUUGAAAGAAGGGAGUACGGCGGGGAUAUUGAAACCUGCUGUUGUUAUGUUUGGGGAGAGCAUAGAUAGUAGAGUUAAAGAGGCAGCCGAACAGGCCAUAGAUGGGUCUGGGAGACUCCUCGUUAUGGGGACUUCUUUGGCGACUUAUUCUGCGUUUCGACUUGCGAGGAGAGCGAAGGAAAGAGGAAUGCCGAUUGGGAUAUUGAAUAUUGGGGGAGUGAGGGGAGAAGAAACUUUCUUCCAGGAAUUACCUAUAGGUCAACAAGGAGAAGCGGGUAUACGAGUAGAAAUUGGGACUGAUAAACUCCUACCGGGGUUGAUUGAACAGUUAAAGCGUACUGGAUUUACGCAUACACAUGCGGAUGACAACGCAGGUCCAACAGAGGAUCUCCGAACGAAUAGUAGAGUAUUCAAAGAUAUGCUAUCAUAG